GUGCUGAAAAUGACGCAAUCGAAGUGGCGACCGCGAGAAUCUUCUGAGGAGAAGACGCGACACGUACGUAAAAUGCGCUCCCUCGUACGUAUGUACGGUAGAAAAGAAAAAGGCUGCGCGAAGUGGGGUGAAACGAUCCGUAGUGGAAGACGAAGAAGCGUCUGGUCGAACGAGUAGAAUCGUACGAACCUUCAUCGUGGCCGCAAUAGCGGAUCUUUCAUACUGGUGCCCACGUUAACAUUUACGACAGAUAGCGAGUAUCAGUCGUACGUGCAACGACCAAAUACGUUUAUCGAGCGACAAGUUCAAUAAGGUAGCACCGACGAACGAAUUCAUCAACCGAAUUAUCAACCGAAAAAAAGGAGAACGAAGUGAAAAGGCAAAAAUGGUUUACGAGAGCGACUUCUACACAACUCGACGACCCUACUCACGGCCUUUAGUCUCGUCUUACUCCAUCACGGAUCGACCGAUUACAUUACCGAUCUCUACGAUUCUUCAGUUGAGAAGCAUUCCCCGCAUGCCAUACGUGGCUCAUAAACGGCUCGUCACCGUAAUCCACAUGCCGUAUCAUACUGUGUACUAUGGCGGCACCCUGAUACCGAUAAGAGUUCACUCGCGCGUACGUCCAAGCGUCCUUGCAGCUGAGCUCAACAGGAUACGCAGCCUGACAAGACCGUCCACCGAAUCCUACGUGGAAAAGUAUCUUCAAUCGAAGGAUCGCAUCUACUUCGACGACGAGGCGAGGGAAAUACGUGCGAGAGUGGAUUCCCUUCUUCGACGAGUACACAUCUUCAUCCCACGAGCCGUAGCAAGCGACUUCGCGGAAGAAAUAGUGCCGGAACGCAUGCGCAGCGGGGAUUACGUCCGCCGGCUUAUCUCGGGCAAGCACAAUACGAAGAAGGACACGAUAGAGCCGGUCUCAUGGUACGAGGUACCCGAUCGAGGUAACUUUGGUAAUCUGGCGUGUGUUAAGUAUGUCGCCGGCAAGCCACACUCGAUCAGGAAACCCUACUUCAAGGUCGCCGAUUUACGCCCGUCCGACAUCAAAAACGAUGUCAAUUUUCUCAGUUACUACAGCAAGAACCGCGUUGCGGCGGCUAACGCCUCCCCAGAUCAACCGAUGACGGAAAGAGAGUUGCGGAAGGCGCGAGCGUUGCAACCCGAUUUGGACGAGUCGACCCUGAGAAAAGUAACGGAUAAAACGCGUAGAGAAACGGAAUCGAGAGCGGAGAAGAAACGUGGAUUCUCCAGUCGCGAGAAAAUUCUCGAGGAGGAGAAGGAAAUCGUGGAGACCGUGAAAGCUUCAGUGACGCAAUCCGCGCCUGUGAAAGAGGUUCAAUCCGUGCCAAAAGCUGCGACAGAAGCUGAAUCCCCAAGCAAAGCCGAACAUCCUGCGAAAAAACCGGAACCGGAAGCAACGACGGAGCCUGAACCGGCGAAACACCCAGAACCCGCGAAAGAACCCUCACCCGAACCUCCAAAAGAACCCACGCCUGAACUCGAACCUCCAAAAGAACCCACGCCUGAACCCCUGAAAGAACCUACGCCUGAACCCACGCCUGAACCCGAACCCCCGAAAGAACCUACGCCUGAACCUACGCCUGAACCCGAAUCGCUUUCAGAGACUGGAAAAGCGGUGGAAUGGAAUCAAGGAAACUUAACAGAAUCCGCGAAGGACGAUGCGGUAGUGGAAGAAGCAGAAACGAAUCGAGAACCGGUAGAAGAAUCGAAGAGAGAGGUUAACGAAGGUGUAAGUGAAUCAGAGGAGGAAACUGAUGAGAAGCAGGCAACGACUGAGGAUGUGAGGCAAGAUAAGGAGGAGGCGGUCAAGAGAAUAGAGCAGUACCUUAUUAACGCUGCCGAGCAGGCGAGGACCGAAGAGGAGCGUAAAAUAGCUGCCGAGGAAGAACGGGCGAGGCUAGAGAUGGAGGAGACGAAGGCGUGGGAGCAGCUGCAAAUAGCACAGGAGCGGGUAGCUCAUCUCGAUGAGAUUAUCGAGCAAGAAAAAAUCGAAGAAAAGAGGAAGGCAGAGGAGGAGAAGAUCGAAGCUGACCUCUUGGAAACUCGAAAGAUACUCGAGGAAGAGAGAAAGUUAGAGGAGGCUAAAACGGCGGCUUUGCUGGCGGAACAGGAGCGGAUGUUGAUCGAGGAACAAUUGGAGAAAACGCGGGAGGAAGAGGAGAAGGAGGAAAGGUUGGCGAACGUCACCUUCCUCGACCAAGAUCGGGAAGUGAAAAGCAUCGAUCAUUGUCGCGACGACGAGAUAACGUGCGAUAUUACCGAUCAAGACAGGGAGGAGAAGCCCUACGAUCCAAUCACCGACGACGAGACCCAGAUCGAAGAGGAGGAUGCGCACGAGGAAUGUGAGUGCGACAUGGCGGAGAAUCCUUUCGUGGAGGAGCCGGAAGGGGCGGAAGGAAAGCCGGUGACCGGUGGGAAUAGCGUGGAGGAAUCGUCGAAAACCGAAGAAGUAACGUCGGGCGGAGAGGAAAGUUUCGUGUGGGGUGACGAGGAUGAUUAAAACAAAUCCUCCGAGAAAUCGUUCGUGCUCGCAUCUCUUUAAAUAAUCGCGACUCGUUGUCGUUGAGUCACGGUAUAAUAAGGAUGAACGUUUGAUAAUUUGCUACAUUGUUAAAAGUAUUCUGUUUCGAAUCGUUUCUCUCUUUCUCUCUAUCACAUUUUCGAUUCUAUCGUUAACACAAUUCGUAUUCUAUCGUUAAUUACCCAUACACGCGAUUUUUCUUUUAUUUUUCACCAAUGAAAAUCGCUCGAUCGAGCUUCAAUCUCGAUUCUUGUCGGUUUGCUCGUCAUUCGUUGCACUUGUGGAGAAAAAAAUUUCACGGUUUUGAUAAAAUUGAAAAUAAUCUUUCCAAUGGAUUCUUUAUAUCUUACAUAUUCAAUUAUUGUUAAUAUUAAUCGUUGAACGAUUUUAAUUUUAAUAAUUGUAUAUCUUAGUUGAUUCUAUUAUGGGUCUCCGAGUUUGUGCAAAACUACUUGUACAAAGUAGAAAGUUGACGAGAGAGAGAAAAAAAAAAAAAAAGACAAUUUCUCUUUCGAGAGAAACAAAUUGUUUUAGUAAGUUUUCAAGUUGUAUAUGUAGAAUAUAUGUUAUAAUGUAUUUAUUUUAUGUAAUUUAUCUUACGACAUCGUCCAGUUCCAACUUAUUUCUCUUAAUCGAUAUCAGAGAAUGGUUUACUAGGUCUUACGUAACGUAUAAAUAAUGUACAUCCUGCUAUAAUUGGAAAUGAAAGCGAGUAUACAGGAAAUUAUUAAUUUCAUAAAACGAUUAAGCUGGAAAUGGAAAAGUUGAAUGAAAUUUUAUAGAUAUCUACACGAUGCGAUGUUUCUUUCAUUCUGUUCUAAUUUUUUCCGCGUCUUGUUGCUAAAAAAAAAAAAAAAGAAAAAGAAAAAGAAAAGCGAAAAAAAAAAUAUUAUUUAUUAAUUAUCACGUUAUUCUUGAUACACUGCACUUUUCAUACUUUUAGCACUUUCCUGUAUAUUUCUAUAAUACGUAUUUCGAUUAUAUACACUUCUCUAGCAAUAAAUAUGUAAUUAACAUUCGAA
Apis laboriosa (Himalayan honeybee) is the source of this 3564-nucleotide messenger RNA. RefSeq names its product caldesmon-like. NCBI's taxonomy places the organism in Eukaryota, Metazoa, Arthropoda, Insecta, Hymenoptera, Apidae. The record is from RefSeq and is a predicted model, not a curated record. The transcript is spliced from 12 exons. The coding region runs from base 386 to 2521 and encodes 711 amino acids.